Linum trigynum is the source of this 5526-nucleotide messenger RNA. Lineage: Eukaryota; Viridiplantae; Streptophyta; Magnoliopsida; Malpighiales; Linaceae. The record is from the annotation of a GenBank genome assembly.
GACAGACAAAACCGUUUCGCCACCUCCCCUCACUAUCACAGCGCUGCUCUCCUCUCCUUCCCCAAAACUGCAAAAUCAACUGUCUGAUUAUUAGUCCAUCCAUACAAUAUAUGUGUAUAUAGCUCCAUUUCGUCCAUCUCUCUGGGUUUUCCAAUUUGAACAGACGCGACAAACAAUGAGCAGUCAUUGCUUGAACCGCUGCGAAGCUCUGUCUUCGACUUCUCUCCCGGCAGCCUCACCCGACCGCCGUCUUCCCCGUCCCGGAAGCUUCUCCUUGCUCUCCUCCCGCCGGAACGGCAGUUUCUCUUCUCUGAACCUCCACUCAUGCCAGCACCGGCGGCAGAUUCGCCACUCCAAGGGGUGUAUCAAAUCCGCCGUUGUGCGCUGCAGCUCGGCGGAGGCUAGUGAAGCGGCGGUGGAGGCGAAGGUUGUCGGAAAGAGGAGCGAUUUCAAGAAAAUUAUGAUACUUGGUGCGGGACCGAUUGUGAUUGGGCAAGCUUGCGAGUUCGAUUACUCGGGGACUCAGGCCUGCAAGGCGCUCAAGGAGGAAGGAUACGAGGUCGUGCUGAUCAAUUCGAACCCAGCUACAAUCAUGACGGACCCGGAAUUGGCCGACCGGACUUACGUGGCUCCGCUGACUCCCGAGGUAGUGGAGCGAAUCAUUGAGAAGGAGCGGCCCGAUGCGCUGCUGCCGACCAUGGGUGGCCAGACCGCACUGAACCUCGCCGUUGCCUUGGCGGAAAAUGGUGCAUUGGACAAGUACAAUGUGGAGUUGAUUGGAGCGAAGCUGGAAGCUAUCAAGAAGGCAGAGGAUAGGGAUCUUUUCAAGCAGGCUAUGAAGAAUAUUGGGAUCAAGACGCCGCCAUCUGGGAUUGGAACUACGCUGGAUGAGUGUAUUCAGAUUGCUCAGGAUAUUGGGGAGUUCCCAUUGAUCAUCAGACCGGCUUUUACUUUGGGCGGGACAGGUGGUGGAAUUGCUUACAAUAAGGAGGAGUUCGAGUCUAUUUGCAAGGCCGGGCUGAAUGCGAGCUUAACUACGCAAGUUUUGGUGGAAAAAUCAUUGCUUGGAUGGAAAGAGUAUGAAUUGGAGGUGAUGCGUGAUUUGGCGGAUAAUGUGGUCAUUAUUUGCUCGAUUGAGAACAUUGAUGCCAUGGGUGUUCAUACUGGGGAUUCAAUCACCGUGGCCCCAGCUCAGACCUUGACGGAUAAGGAAUAUCAAAGGUUGAGAGACUAUUCAAUUAAGAUUAUAAGGGAGAUUGGAGUGGAGUGUGGAGGGUCUAACGUUCAGUUUGCUGUUAAUCCUGUUGAUGGGGAGGUUAUGGUGAUUGAAAUGAAUCCUAGAGUAUCUAGGUCUUCUGCUCUGGCUUCUAAGGCUACUGGGUUUCCCAUUGCCAAAAUGGCGGCUAAAUUAUCUGUUGGGUACUCUCUUGACCAGAUCCCCAAUGAUAUUACAAAGAAGACACCUGCUAGCUUUGAACCUUCAAUUGAUUAUGUGGUUACUAAGAUACCUCGAUUUGCAUUCGAGAAGUUCCCAGGUUCUCAACCGAUACUCACAACUCAGAUGAAAUCUGUUGGUGAAGACAUGGCAAUGGGCCGCACAUUUCAAGAGUCCUUUCAAAAAGCUGUUCGGGGGUUGGAGUGUGGUUACCCAGGAUGGGGUUGUUCACGUAUCAAGGAACUCGAAUGGGAUUGGGACCGAUUGAAAUACAACCUACGAGUUCCAAACCCAAACCGCAUCCAUUCUGUUUAUGCAGCUAUGAAGAAGGGAAUGAAAGUGGAUGAGAUUCAUGAAUUGAGUUACAUUGACAAAUGGUUCCUUACCCAGCUUAAAGAGUUGGUGGAUGUGGAACAGUAUCUCAUGUCCAAGAGCUUGUCUGAUUUAACAAAGGAUGACCUGUAUGAGGUUAAAAAGCGAGGUUUUAGCGACAGACAGGUAGCAUUUGCCACUAAGUCAACAGAAAAGGAUGUUAGAGAACGCCGAUUGUCUUUUGGUAUUACUCCAGCCUAUAAGCGAGUGGAUACCUGCGCUGCAGAGUUUGAGGCUGAUACUCCCUACCUGUACUCAUCAUAUGAUUCUGAAUGUGAGGCAACUCCUACUUCAAGGAAAAAGGUUUUGAUUUUAGGUGGGGGGCCCAACCGUAUUGGACAGGGUAUUGAGUUUGAUUACUGCUGUUGCCACACAUCAUUUGCCCUCCAGGAUGCAGGAUAUGAGACUAUAAUGAUGAACUCGAAUCCAGAGACAGUGUCAACAGAUUAUGAUACAAGUGAUCGUCUCUAUUUUGAACCUUUGACUGUUGAAGAUGUUCUGAAUGUUAUUGAUCUAGAACGACCUGAUGGCAUAAUUGUCCAGUUUGGAGGUCAAACCCCACUAAAACUGGCUUUGCCUAUUCAGCAAUACUUGGACGAGAAUAAGCCAAUGGCAGCUAGUGGGGUUGGGCCUGUUCGCAUCUGGGGCACAACACCUGAUAACAUUGAUGCUGCUGAAGACAGAGAGAGGUUCAAUGCUAUUCUCAAAGAGUUGCAAAUAGAGCAGCCUAAAGGAGGCAUUGCCAAGAGCGAAGCUGAUGCUCUGUCAAUUGCAUCAGAAAUUGGUUAUCCUGUUGUUGUCCGGCCAUCAUAUGUGCUAGGUGGCCGAGCCAUGGAGAUCGUGUAUAGUGAUGAUAAGCUAAUCACUUACCUCGAAAAUGCAGUCGAGGUGGACCCAGAGCGGCCAGUUUUGAUCGAUAAGUAUCUCUCAGAUGCCGUCGAGAUUGAUAUCGAUGCUCUGGCGGACUCAAAUGGAAACGUUGUUAUUGGUGGCAUUAUGGAGCACAUCGAGCAGGCUGGGGUCCACUCUGGUGACUCGGCUUGCAUUCUCCCGACACAGACUAUCUCGUCAUCAUGUUUAGCAACAAUAAGGACAUGGACAGAGAAAUUGGCUAAACGUAUAAACGUGUGUGGUUUGAUGAACUGCCAGUACGCUAUCACUGCAGCUGGAGAUGUUUUCUUGCUGGAAGCGAAUCCCCGUGCCUCGCGAACAGUUCCUUUUGUCUCCAAGACAAUAGGCCACCCGUUGGCUAAAUAUGCUGCUCUUGUCAUGUCCGGGAAGUCGCUUCAUGACCUGGGCUUUACUAAAGAGGUGAUCCCUUCACAUGUUGCUGUAAAGGAAGCAGUGCUUCCGUUCGAGAAGUUUGCAGGUUGUGAUGUGGUGUUGGGACCUGAGAUGAGAAGUACAGGAGAGGUGAUGGGGAUCGAUUUUCAGGUGGCUGUUGCCUUCGCAAAGGCUCAGUUGGCCGCUGGGCAGAAACUGCCUUUGUCAGGGACGGUUUUCUUGAGCCUCAACGACUUGACAAAACCACAUCUUGAGAGGCUGGCUAAGGCAUUUAUAGAACUAGGGUUCAGGAUCAUUGCCACAUCUGGGUCGGCUCACUUCCUUGAGCUGAAAGGUAUCCCUGUGGAGAGAGUGUUGAAGAUGCACGAGGGUCGCCCGCAUGCUGGCGAUAUGCUGGCGAAUGGGGAUAUUCAUCUGGCGGUGAUCACUAGCUCGGGGGAUGCUCUGGACCAGAUUGAUGGCAGGCAGCUGAGACGGAUGGCUCUUGCAUACAAGGUUCCAAUAAUCACAACGGUUGCAGGUGCUUUGGCAACUGCUGACGCGAUAAAGAGCCUGGCGUCACGUCCUUUUGAUGUGAUGCCGCUUCAGGACUUUUUUGAUGUGGAGCUGCUGGAACAGAGAAGUAAAAAGUUGCAAUCAGCAUCGAUUUCCUUGUGAUUUUUGGGGGCAGCAUGUGUUCUAUUUUGCAGUAGGUGGGGACUUAUGUUUUUGUUCUAAUGGCUUGGAAUUUUGUGUGUUAAGCAAGUGUAACCUGUUAUUGGGGUGCUGUUGUCUUGCACUAGAUUGUCGAUCGGGCAAUGAAGCGGAGCUCUUAGCUCAGUAUCAGGUUUUCUCCUGGUUUAAUAUGGCUGUCGUGUAAUUGAUCAUUCAUAGAAGAGAGACGUAAUGGAAUACAUAAGAGUCUAUUCCCGUUGCUGAAGUAAAAAUCUUUUCCAUUUUGGUCAAGGUGGUUUGAAAGUUGAAACCACUGGUUUCCAGUCACUAUUUCCCAUGUUUAUCAAAGAGCUGGCAGUAAGUUUGUUUAGUGGUAUGGCCCUAGGGGCUAAGCUAGGGAUGUUCUCUUGUCAAGUUUAUUACUAGUUCGAGCUGUUAAUAUUUGUUCAAUUAGAGCUCUACUCAAAUUUGAUUCAAGUUAAGUUUGGUAAAAAAAAGAAUCCUCUCCUCACUCUCAGUAGGCGGUGGGACCUCAAUUGUUAUUCAUAUGCCCAGGGUUGUCACGCCGGCCGGCGUGCCACCGGUUAUACCUGGUUCAACCUAUACCGUCAUAAAACCGGCGUGAUACCGUCGGUAUGACCGGCAUGAUCGAUAUACGAACCUCUAAGUAAAAUAAUCUUAUUUUAGUGACUUUAAUUGUUAAAAAUUAAUUUAUUAUUUAUUUUAUGAGUAUAAAUGUUAAAUAUUGAUGUUAUUUGUUGGAUUCAAGUAUAAAUGUUUAGGUAUUGACGUUAAAUGUCAUGUUUAAAAUGAGUAUUUAUAAUUUUAUUUGUAAUAUUGACCGGCAUGAACCGGCACAAAUCGGUAUGUGCCACCGGUCGAACCAUUCCACUUGCUAAACCGACACACUGGCAUAAACCGGUUUGAUAACCUUGCAUAUGCCUCAUACAUUCUCAAUUCUCUUAGUUUAAAUUUUUAAGAAAAAAAAAUCCUUAAACAUUUUUUACGCUUUUGCCGGAUAAUCUUAAGUUAUUAUGAAAAGCCGAGAACUACUAUAUAAUCAUUUAUUGUGUGCCAAGUUUGGCGUUGUCUUGUCGUGUUUUGUGUUGGUGUAGCAUCAAGUCUUUAGUGCCAUUUUCUUGUGUUUUCUAUUUGUCAUGUCUUAUUUUGUUUCUCGUAUUCUUUCUUCUUUUGUUAUGGUCCUUUUAGUUAUCCUGUGUUAAGUGUUUAUUCACUUUUUGUUUUCUUUUCUUUUUACACUUGUGCUUUUCAUAGAUUGUUUUUGUUUUUGUGAAUAUAGACAGUGUUUAGGUGUAGCUAUGGAUCUAUAUGGUGGGCAUGAGAAGUGGGGAGAUCACCAACCGCCGAAUUGGUGUUAUCUUGAAACUUCUAGUAGUGGUGUCAGCCAAGUAUCCGAGUACGAAGAACAACCACCUCUCCAUGCCUAUCAACCGUACCUCCAUAAAUAUCAAGCAUCUCCACCAUCGUACCAAGAACCACCUCCACAACCUUUGAUGAAGACCGAGUUGGAGAUUACCAUUAAGUGACUUGAGGCAUAUACGACAAAUUUAGAAGGCCUUAAGACAACUCACCCAACUCCAACCCCAUAAUCAAAGAUCCUCUUGGAGCUCGAGUUAGAAAAACUCAUGGUCGGGAGCAGGGACGGAGCCAGGAUUCUUGAUUGGGGGGGGGGGGGGAUUAUUUUCCAACAUAUUGAUAAAAGAAAAUUUGUGAGAGAAUUUCAAUUGCAUACAAAUAGUUCAUAAAUUUUUUAAUAUGAU